Molecule: messenger RNA, 627 nt
Organism: Pollicipes pollicipes
Lineage: Eukaryota; Metazoa; Arthropoda; Thecostraca; Pollicipedomorpha; Pollicipedidae
Product: DEAD-box ATP-dependent RNA helicase 9
Exons: 3
Coding region: 28-627 (199 amino acids)
Source: RefSeq, a predicted model, not a curated record
AGAACGCUCAGACCGGUUUCUUCCGCCAUGAAGAGCGCCAUCCCACUGCUGUGUCUGCUGUCGUCGGCGGCGGCGCUGCCGUUUGGCAGGAUCGGCGCCAGCACCGGCCUGGCCGAGGGUUCCGUGAUGGAGGGGGAGAGCUUUGGCCCGCAGGGUGUCAGCCGCAUCACCAGCACCUCGUCUCGCGCAGGGGGCACAGCCUCUCAUGGCUCAUCUAGCUUCAGCGAUGCGCACGCCAGUAACAACCGUGACGGCACCGGCGCCAGCAACUCCUUUACCAGCGCCUCAUCCAAACAGUUUGGAGGCAAUUCGGGCAUCGGCUUUGGCAAUCUCGGAACCGGAUUUCAGCAGUUCGGAGGUGGUUUUAACAACCUGCAUGGAAGUGGCUUCGGCCAGUUCAACGGGGCUUUGAACCAUCUCCCAGGAGGCAUCGGUCCCCUCAGAGGAGGUUUCAGCCCUCUUGGAGUAGGCGUCGGUCAUCUCGGAGGAGGCGUCGGUCAGUUCGGACGCGGUCUGAACCGUUUCGGGGCCGGUCGUUUCGGCCAGUUCGGUAACAGAUUUGGCAGCGGCCUGAGCCACCUUGGUGGUGUCCACGCGCCCCACGUGGGCAGCUUCAGCUGGCACUAG